Phyllotreta striolata is the source of this 2096-nucleotide messenger RNA. Lineage: Eukaryota; Metazoa; Arthropoda; Insecta; Coleoptera; Chrysomelidae. The record is from the annotation of a GenBank genome assembly.
CGAACAUCGAAUGUGACAUUCAAUGGCCAAUGCGGUUUUAUUCAGCGGAACAGCGAAUAGAACGGAAUAGUCUCGUUGCGGUAGCGGAGCGAUGAAGGUUCGCCCGUGAAAAGACAGAAUAACAGCGUCUCGCACGUGAUCGUCGCGCGUCCAAUCAACAGAUCGCCCAGCCGCGAUUUCUCGGUACCGUCGUUCGGUCAUCGUUUCUUAAAAUAAUCCGGAGGAGGCGAGGAGGAAAAUCGUUUUUGUUGUUUCAAUUCGCAGUUCGUCGCGCGACUGGCGUUAUCGAAUUUCACCGGGUAUUUUUAGUGAAAGUUUUCCAUCGGCCAGUUUUAGUUUUUCCGCGAAUCGCUUUAAUAAUAAUAAUAAUAAUAAUCUCAGCGAAUCGUUUGGUGUGUGUGUCGUUGUUGCGGCGAGUGAUGACCUUGAUUGCUAUCUGUUAUCGGAAUUUGUUUAUUGAAAGAUCCUGAUAUAAACGAAGACUCAAACGAUGAGCACAUCGAACUGAGUGAUGUCAGUAAGUAAACCGAAAAAUCUCAUUAUUUAUACAAACCUGUUUCGCCACCGGUAAAUUACACCGAGUCUUAAAUUUCUAAUGCACCGUUCGCACUUGUCGAAUUCCAGUCGAGGUGAUCGAAACCGAUCCGGAUUUCCAAGAGCACCGCAUUCACCCCGCCAACAUGCUCAACGGCGGCACGAUGGAGAUCUCCCCGACGCUGCAGGCCUCCCCCAACCAGGCGUCCCCUUUGUCGACCAAAAAACAAGCCAGGGUGACGAUCGUGGAGCAGCCGGCCUCGAAGGCGCUGCGGUUCCGGUACGAGUGCGAAGGCCGUUCGGCCGGGUCCAUCCCGGGGGCCCGCAGCACGCCCGAGAACAAGACCUACCCCACCAUCAGGGUGGAGGGCUACCAAAGCAGGGCCGUGGUGGUGGUGUCGUGCGUUACCAGAGACGAGCCCUACAAGCCGCACCCCUACAAGUUGGUCUCGAAAUCGAAUAAAGAAUGUAGGGAUGGCAUCGUCUCGAAAGAAGUAAACCUUCUAAAAUCCGGCGUCGACGUCUCUAUCAAAAAAGUCGCCGUCCAACGGGUCAAGUUGAGCGCCAUGUUGGCCUCCCUGCAACUCAGGGAAUCCCAGAGGAUUGCCGAUCCCUUUGCCACGGGUUUCAGCCACCGCAACCAGCCGACCGCCAUCGAUCUGAACGUGGUGCGGCUGUGCUUCCAAGUGUUCCUCGAAGGCGCCACGCCGGGCCGAUUCUCGGUGGCGCUGCCGCCCGUCGUCAGCGAGCCCAUCUACGACAAAAAAGCCAUGUCGGAUUUGACCAUCAUCAAGCUUUCGGACUGCGUCAGCUACGUGGACGGCGGCAGGAAGGACAUCAUCCUGCUCUGCGAAAAGGUAGCGAAAGAGGACAUCCAGGUGCGUUUCUUCGAAGACUCGAGCGACUGGGAGGCGUUCGCCGACAUCCAACCGUCGCAGGUGCACAAGCAGCACGCCAUCUGGUUCAGGACGCCGAGGUACAAGACCAUCGACGUGACGGAGCCGGUGAAGGUGUUCAUCCAGCUGCGCCGGCCGACGGACGGCGCCACCAGCGAUCCGCUGCCGUUCGAAUUCUGGCCGCCAGAGCGAAAUAAGCGAAAGAAACCGAAAUACGAGAGUCCUGAUCAAUUUAUUAACCAAAUGCAAGAGAUUCCAGGACCUAGUCAGUACGGGACGAACUACGCGAUGAUCAAACCGGAACCGAGAACCACUCCAUCUCCCUACGCAGGCUCGCUGAGCCCCUACAACAAUCCGUUCGAGCCCGCCCCCAAUUACACCGGAAAUAUAUUGUCUCCACCCACUCAGGCGCCGUUGGAUCCCCUGCCUUCGAUGGGCAUGUGGAACAUCCCGAGCACCAGCGACAUGAUCCCCGGCCAGAUCGACGUGCAGAACCUGGACAGCGGCGAGAUCGUGCGACAAUUGUCGACCAUCAACUCGCAGCAUCCGCUGCCCAAUUUGGACAUAUCCCUGUCGGACAUCGGCUCGGCGGAUCAGAAUCUCUCCGAUUCGUUCACAAAGUUCGUGAACAUUCGCCUGAACGAAAUGUGCCCCGAUAACGAGUGA